Molecule: messenger RNA, 6640 nt
Organism: Thrips palmi
Lineage: Eukaryota; Metazoa; Arthropoda; Insecta; Thysanoptera; Thripidae
Gene: smash
Biological process (GO): positive regulation of stress fiber assembly; regulation of focal adhesion assembly
Cellular component (GO): stress fiber
Molecular function (GO): myosin II head/neck binding
Source: RefSeq, a predicted model, not a curated record
GUCGCCGACGCCAGACCUGUGCUGCCGCGCCGCGCUGUGCCCAGUGCCCACGCCAGUGUCCGGGGCGCUCCGUCGCUGCCUGGCUGUGCCCUGGCUGUGCCUGCAUUCUUGGAUACUGCCGCUAGGACGUAGGGGUGUAUGCGCGCCGACCGGGUGUGAUUCAGUGUAGUGUGUGAGUGUGUGUGAGUGGAUUGGAUAGCCUCCAGACAGCAAGCAGCCCCACACGCAGCGGACAUUGGAUUACUCUUCGCCGUCGCAGCGUCAAAGGAUGCCCUAGCCAGUGACCAUGCCGGGCAACAGCCCCCGCGAGGGUGGGGUGGCGGCCGAGCCGGCCGUGCUGGCCCCCGACAGCCUGGGCGACAGCGUGGGCGACAGUGUGGGCGACAGCCCCACCCCCAGCAGCCCCGCCACCAGCCCCACGCCCAGCAACGCCAGCAACGCCAGCCCCUCCAACCUGGUCGACAAGAUGGAGUCGCAGCGACGGCUCAGCACCUCCUCGGACGCGUCCUCCUCGGGCCUCAACGACUCGCAGAAGCACGACUCAGCCAUGGAUUACAUUCCAACGAGGAUGACGAAGGUCUCAACGCCCAAGCCAGCGGCGAACCCUCUGCAGUUCGUCAAGGUGGGGCCCUGCGACCUCUUCAAAUCAGCUCAAGAAACCCUGAAGAAGGUGGAGGAAGUGAAGAAGAUGAAGAGGGAGGUCCGGGAUGAAGCCGAGGAGUGGCAGUCUAAUUUAGACAAUUGGAAGUGCAGUCGAAGGAAGAGGGUGGAGCAUAUAAUCGACAGAGUUGUAGAAGUAAAGAAAUUUGAACUGGAAGAGCAUGAACGCAACAGGAGAAAGGCAAAAACAUUCAGUGAAAUGAUGGAAGAAAGGACAUCGAGGGGGAGAAAAAUGAGUCUCCUUGUCCACAAGGAUGACGAUUCAAACGAUCUGAGUGAUCUUGGAAUUGGCACAAGUAGUGACAAAAGUAGUGUGAGUGAAGAUUUUACAAAUGAUGACAACCACAGCAUGGAUGAUGGAGAUGUGUCACUAAAAAGCCACUACCAUGACCAAAAUGGUAACAGCAAACAAAACGGUGCAAGAGGCAAGGUUGCAACUAAUGGGCAUGAUGAUGAUACAUCAACCAAUGCAACAAUCUCUUCGCCAGAACCAGAGGAAUACACAUAUGACAGAGCCAUUCAAGGCUACAUGAAUUUUACAGAAACUAGAGUCAAGUCAAGAAAUGUGACCCAUGCUUCUAGGUCAGAAACUGAAAUAGUCGAAGAUGGUCCGAUGGAAAAAUCCACUAAACCAUCACCUCAAAAGCGUUCGCCUGCUACAGGUCCUAAAUCACGAAAGGAUUCAGUAAAUGUAGAAGAAGAUAUUGCUGACAUGGAAAGACUACAGUCAAGGAAGUUCAGUGGGUCAUCUAGUGAUUUACAAUCCUCUGAAAAGAAGCUCAAUGUUCCUAAAGUGGACAUUCUUAAGAGGAAGGAACUUUUUGAGAGAUCUGAAUCCUGUGACGCAAAUGAGCAGUUUAAAAUUGCUCCAAGAGCUGCCGGAGACCUUGUUAACUCAAAGAGCAUUCGUGAUCGUAUGUCUCAUCUUGGGAAACAAAAGAGUGAGGAAAUUGUAGACAAACCUAAACAAGCGAAACAACUUUCAAGUGAAAUUUCAGUCAAGGACAGAUUAUCUUUGCUUGAAAGACAAAAAUCAACAGAUAGUCAAAUCAAAGUGACCAGUAGCUCCAAAUUAAAUACUCUUGCUUCCUCAGGAGAUGGCUCAGCAUCUACCCCUCCCACUAUCAAAGAUCGUCUCAGUUGUUUGGAACAAGUAUCAUCACAAGAUAGAUCGUCUAAAAUUUCUUCAGAAAUAACUCCAACCUCCUAUCAAAGAACGUUUGUCUGACUGGAGGCACCCAGAGAAAUUCCCAAGAAAGUUAUGCCAGACAGAGAUCCUUCUUUCCGAGAUAAAUUGGCAAACUUCCGCAGCACAGAAGUAGAUUUAAACUCAUCAGAAGUUUCUAAAUCUGUAAAUAAUACUGUUGUGGAUUCAUCAGUCAGAUUUGUAAGCCCUGAUAAUGAGGAAUUUUACUGUAAGCGACCAUUUCAUAGGUCGUUAGACAGUUUGGAUGUUGAUUCCUCAAGUGUCGUAAGCAAUGAGCCCUAUGAAAGAGUUCAAAGCUUAGAAGAUCUUGACAGCUGUGGACCAAGCAGAAAUUAUCCUGCCUCUGCUUCUUCCAAUGAAAACCUAGUUCUGUCAUCCCAUAGUGGGGACACAGACCGUGAAGACAGUGGUAUCCACACUGCAGAUGUUUCGUGUUCUGUCAGUCAGGCAGAUGAACCUGCAGACCUUGGUGAUAUUAAUAUGCCUUGCAGCAACAUGUUUUCGGAAAAUGGUGGUGCUUAUGGUGCAGAAAAUGAACAAAAUAUGGAAUACGCUCCACCAACAAUUGUGAGCCAGCUUGCAAAGAUCAAUAUAACUGAGACUGUCCCUUUUGAAAAUGUCUCAAACCAUUCAGAAGUUGUAAGUCCAGAAAAAAAUUACUCUUCACACUCACAGGUGUUGGUUGACUCAACUAAUUCAUAUUCAUCCUCAAAGUCUAGUGUUGCUUCUUCUAAAAUAUAUUCUGGCCAGCACUCCUCUCUUCCAACAAUUCAUGAAGUUUCUCAUGACUGCUCCCCUGUGGUGUUUGUCUCUGACACUGAAUCUGAAACAUAUAUUAGUUGUACAGAGUCUCUUUUUCCUAAUACAGUCAAAACAGACUCUCUUGAAGCUGAAAAUAUCUUUGCGUGUACCAGUGACUCAGAAACUGAACAACUAAUUUCUCAGUCUGCGGUGGUGGUGCCAGACAAAGUUGAUGUGGCUGUUGUUGCUGCUUCAUCUGGAGAAACUUGCAUGCUUAAUGAUAACCCGAGUGAAGUUUUCAUUUCACCUUCACAUUUUGCUGCUGCGGAUCAAUCUUCCUUGGAACAGUGUUCAGAGGACAAGGAUACUGACAUGACAGAUGUCUUGGUGUUGGUGGCGUCAGAGAAUUCACAUGGCACUGGCCAUAGACCCAGCAUAGAGAAGGGGUCUAAAGUGUAUAGUCAUGGUGUGAAUUCAAGAGACUCCUUCAUCGAUCGAGAUUUGUCCUCAGUCACAUCAGGUGACACUGAUGCUGAUGUUAGUUCCUUUCUUGAUCAAGCGUUACUUGAAGAGGACAUGAAAAUGUCACCACCACAAACUCAGCAACCAUCUGCUGCUAAGCUUGAUGUGCAGACCAAUGAGGUCAGUGUUGUUCCCCUUCAACUCUCUUUUCCUCUGGGCACUUCUACAUCUGCUGAACCUCCAAAAGAGAAGCCGCCUCCACCCCCUGUUGAACUUAGUGAUGAUGAGGAAAAUGUUGAUCAUCAAAAGAACAAUUCAUUAUGUUCCGCUCGCAAUAAUAAUUCAAAAAGCAACCUUGGUCGCCUGGACUCUACCAAGAGGAUUAAAAAGGAUAUGCGCCGCAAAAGGUCUGACUUCUUGGGCAUAGAGGGAAGCAACGACAGCUAUCUUGAUUGCGAAUUGAAUGUGGCUCCCCCACCUGAUAUGACAUCAUUCUUGCAAGAAGAGCGUCGCCUAGAACAAGAACUAUACCGUCAAAUGCAGCCAACCCUGUAUCCUGAGUCUGACCAUGGUUCCAAUCAGGGAGAAAGCAGGGAUUCAGGUGUUGAGUUGGACAAUCAUUUGCAUUCACACAACCCGCACACUGACUACAGUCAUGAGGUUCAGUCAUGCGACAAUCACAGUCGUCAGAACAGUGAGACCUUUGGAAACGCAAGUUCCACUUCCGAGGAAGAUGAAAUAAUUAAAAAGGAAAGAGAAAUAAUUGAAAUGCUGGAGAAAGAGGAGCAAUGGCGAUAUGGUACUAACACUAUUCUGUCUCCCAGUGAUCACCACCAAGUCGGUGAAAAACUAGCAGCAAAAUUGAGAGAAUUGGAACAAGAAAAGAUGCGGCUGGAGUGGGAGCGAGCUGAGGAGUCUCGUAAAGUAGCUGCAGAGCAGGCUGCUCGUCAGGAAGACCAGAGGCGAAUUAGACUUAAGGAGCAGCAUCUGAGACAGCAAGAGAGUAGGCACGCUGGUGGUGCAGGUGCACCAUUCGACUGCGACCCAUCAGACAUGACUCCGGAGGCUCUUCGUGAGGAGCAAGAGAGAUUAAAACAAGAGCAAGCCGAGCUCAACAGGCAGAGAGAAAUAUUUGCUGCCAACCAAGUGAAUAACCGCCAAAGCUGGGACUCAUCAUCUUCAACAGCGCACCGGUCAUUGCAAGAUGUUUCAGGGUCUCCUCUCAUAGGAAGUCACAGCCAACUCAAUGUGCCUGUCAAUAAUGCCCCUUUAAAUUAUCGGCUGUCAUUACCUGACCUGCAACAAUCAGAUUUAGCUGUUCAGUCUAUGGCUGCACAUCAUCAUAGACCACCACCUCCUAUUCCUCCUGCAAAGCCCCUCUCAGUUAUCAGCCAGGAAAGACACAGUGAUAAUGGUCUCUCAAGGCAAGAGCAUUUACAGUCAUCAGCGGAUUCAUUAGCCCUCUCGUCAGAAUCCCAACACAGUCGAUUUAAUUCUGUGGGACUACCUUCUGUGCCAAUGGCAGUCUCUCCAACAUCAUCCACAGGAAGUCAACAGAUGACUCGUCAGACACUUCAUGCCUUAAGUGCUGCCCCCAGAAGUAAAAUCAUUGCCACUGAUACUUGGGUGCAAGCCAAGAGAAAACCAGAAAGCCAACGUAAUAAUAAUCGUGAUCACUACCAACACUGGCUCAUUCAGGAAGCUGAGCAAAGGCGCAUUACAGAGCAACACCAGCGAAAUGCUGUGUCUCGCAAGUCCUUGCCACCUAAUGUGCCACAGACUCAACACAACCCACCCAAAGCAAACACCACAGUUCAGCCUCAAACGGCGCAAGGUUGGCAGUACCCUCAUACUCACCAUCAGCAUACUGUUCAUCAAUUGCCACAUCAGCAUCAGCAUCCUCACCAACCCCACCCUCAUCCUCACAUGCAACAUUCCCAUGUUCCAAUUCAGACAUCAGCACCACCUGUACCUCCGCCGCCAAGGCAAGAAAAGCCCUUACCUGAUGCCAUCAUUCAAACACUUACUCAACGUGUGCAAAACAGAGCAAACAUGAAUGACACUAACCGAAGACUUGAUAACAGCCCAGCACGUGAGAGCCGUUCAGUGAACCUAAUUGCAUCAAACAACAUGAAUAACAACAAUAUGAGUAAUAUCAAUAUUAGUCACAGUCACACCAAUGGAAGCUAUGCUGCAAACUCACAAGAGAAAAUGUUGAGUGUUAGUGGUAAGAAGAAGUGUUCUCACUGCAAUGAGGAGUUAGGUCGAGGAGCAGCUAUGAUAAUUGAAAGUUUACGUCUGUUUUACCACAUGGACUGCUUUAAAUGCUGUGUGUGCCAUGUUCAACUUGGGGAUGGACUCAUGGGCACUGAUGUCCGGGUUCGCAACCACAAGCUACAUUGUCACAAUUGUUAUUCCAGUGAUGAUGGAGUAAAAUUUAGCUGUGUUUAAGGUUUUUUUUUCCUCAUUAUGCUGUAAACAAACAUCUAUUAGUCAGAGUCUGCAAAGGCUCCUUCUUGUACUUAAGUAACCUGUAAAUCUUUGUGAUCUAGUUGCGUCGACAAGACCAAAACAUAAUUAUGUAUGUGUUUAUAAUGCUAAGAAGACAUUGUAGGAGGUCAAUCAUAGCCAAGGUGACUAAAACUGAGAAGUACACGAUACAUGUCCUUCAUGUAGUUGUAGUAUGUAUGUAUUGUAUUUAACUCUUAAAUUUCUUUCUAAGAACUGUAAAAAAAAUUAAAAAUAAUGAUUAAGUGUUUAAGAUUUUGCACUUUUUGUUUUGUUGAAGUGCAUGUACAUAUUACCGGUAGGCUCAAAUAUUAUGUAGCCACUAGCCACUUAUCUGUGACUUUACCAACUCAUUAUUGGCAUGUACUAAAUUUCCUAACUGUGUUUGUAAUUAUUGUGAAUAGGUAUGUGUAUAAAAUGUGUAAAUAUAUAUUGUAACAUAUAGUUGUAUUGUUAAAUGUAUCAAGUCAACCUACCACACGACCAACAAACCCCAGACUUGUGUUUAAUAUGUAGUAGAAUUACAUAGUUCGUAUAAAAAUUGCCAAAGUUGGUAAACUUGCUCCGAUAACUCUUGUAAAAAUUAUGAAUAAAAUGAUGGAGAAAUGUGUUAUGUCUGUUAAAGGUAUAUAGCUUUAUUUAUGUCUCGAAAUUAACAGAAAUAGAAAGUACUGGAAUGACUUGCAAUGUUGUUUUUUGUUUGUUACUUUCUUCCUGACUUCCUGCAAGGAGAGGAACUGUGUGUUUGUACUGUAUGUAUAGCUUUAAAGCCUAUGACAAUCUGGUUCAUUUGUAAUUUGAUUCUGGCUGCCACGGUCCUAAUGUUAUUCAUCAAAUAUGUUGUUGAUUUUUUUUUUGUGAACCAGGAUGAUGUUUUAAGUCAAAGCCUUAUUUCUUUUCUUUUCUUGCUAAUCUGUAAAUGUAGUAACACAGUUCCAUUCGAGCAAUCCAUUCAAGAGGAGUUUGUUGUACGCAAGUUGUAAUAUGUGCUAUGGGCUUAUGUCAUGCAUACUGCUCUUUGUAGUUUUGUAACAAUAAAGAGUAUUCUUGGUUCAUUUUAAA